Populus euphratica (Euphrates poplar) is the source of this 4107-nucleotide messenger RNA. Its product is annotated as serine/threonine-protein kinase minibrain-like. The record is from RefSeq and is a predicted model, not a curated record. Bases 648 to 3476 code for a protein of 942 amino acids. Gene Ontology annotation, biological process: peptidyl-serine phosphorylation; peptidyl-threonine phosphorylation. Gene Ontology annotation, cellular component: cytoplasm. Lineage: Eukaryota; Viridiplantae; Streptophyta; Magnoliopsida; Malpighiales; Salicaceae. Gene Ontology annotation, molecular function: ATP binding; protein serine/threonine kinase activity; protein tyrosine kinase activity. The transcript is spliced from 18 exons.
CAAACAAAAAUCUUUUUCUUAGAAAAGCAAAAAAGGAAAUCUCUCAUCAUCUUUGGCAACAAAACCAUUUUUGCUAUUACACUGUAAAAACAAACAAACGAACAAAGAAUCUCUCUCUCUCUGUCUCUCUAUGUAUACUCUGUCUAUCAGCCCAAUCCUGCCUCCAUUCAUCCAUUGAUCUUUUUAGUUCUUAUUAUUACAUAAUUAAAAAAAAUAUAUAAAACACUAACUUAUCUUCUUCAUAUUUAUUUUUGCCUCCUUUUCGUAUUCUACACUAUUUCUCUUUGUUUUUUCUUUUCUUUUUUCAAUCUUUGCAUGGUCUUCAUCUACAUAUUUUUUAAGAAUCCAUAGUGAUAAUAUCAAUAGUCUCUAGAAAUCUUUUUCGUGAAUUCUUGAUCUCUUCAAUGGAUCAAGUAACGACGCAAUCUUUUGAUUCUUGACUCUCUUUUGAGUGAAUGAGAGAUAAUGGGAUUAGAAUCUGCUGGUAGUUUCUUGAACUUCUCAAACAAACCUCAAUUUGAUUCUCAAAUUUGAUGGUUUGAUUGCUGAUCAUCAAUCUAAUUCUGGGUUCUUUUUUUUGUUCCGGUAUGAAGAAAUUGGGUAUAGAAGUUUGAUUACUGGGAAUUUUAGUUAUUGUUGUGUAGUCAAUGGAUGGGGUCAGUCCGAAUGAGGCCCAGGAAUUGAAUGGGCCAUCGGUUCCAUGGCGGCCGAGGCAGCUGGCAUUUGGACAAUACAGGCAGGAGAGUGAACCUGCCAACAAGGGACAAACUUUGCGUGUUGUCGUAAGAAGUCCUUUGGUUGCCAGACUAACCAAAGACAUAGUCAAAACGUAUCAAACAUGCAAUCCACAAUUCAAAUAUUCAGAAGAAUUAAAUCCAAAACGAUAUUUGACCAGCCCAUCAGCUGGAGUCCUCAAUGAUGGCCGUGAUAAUGUGAACUCGGAUCUUAUUCUGACUGUGAACUUUGCUUUGAUCAAUUUAGACACACAGAGAAGAUACAUAGUCAAAGAUGUUCUUGGUCAUGGGACCUUUGGGCAGGUUGCUAAAUGCUGGGUUGCAGAAACUAACAGUUUUGUUGCUCUGAAGAUAAUAAAAAAUCAACCAGCUUACUAUCAGCAAGCUCUGGUUGAAGUAUCUAUCUUGACAACGUUAAACAAGAAGUAUGAUCCUGAUGAUAAGCAUCACAUUGUUCGUAUUUAUGAUUACUUUGUAUACCAGCGGCACUUAUGCAUCUGUUUUGAACUUCUUGACACAAAUCUGUAUGAGCUUAUCAAGAUAAAUCAAUUUAGGGGGUUAUCAUUGAGCAUUGUCCAAUUGUUCUCUAAGCAGAUUUUAUGUGGAUUGGCUCUAUUAAAAGAUGCUGGGAUAAUCCAUUGUGAUCUGAAGCCAGAAAACAUUCUUCUGUGCACAAGGGUGAAACCAACAGGGAUUAAAAUAAUUGACUUUGGAUCAGCAUGCAUGGAAGAUCGCACUGUUUACUCCUACAUUCAGAGCCGUUACUAUAGAUCUCCUGAAGUUCUUCUAGGUUAUCAAUAUUCUACAGCUAUUGACAUGUGGUCCUUCGGGUGCAUAGUUGCAGAACUGUUUCUAGGAUUGCCACUUUUUCCUGGUGCUUCAGAAUUUGAUCUCUUGAGGAGAAUGAUUGAAAUACUCGGAGGACAACCCCCUGAUUAUGUUCUAAAAGCGGCAAAGAAUGCAAGAAAAUUCUUCAAGUGCAUUGGGAGUGUUCAUAAUUUAGAGAAUGGCGAAGUUUCCUUAGGAGGAAGAAGUGCAUACCAAGCAUUAAAAGUGGAAGAAUAUGAAUCUAUAGAGCUGAAAAAACCAUCGAUUGGGAAGGAGUAUUUCCAUCAUAUGAACCUUGAGGCAAUUGUUACAAACUAUCCUUACAGAAAGAAUUUGACUGAGGAAGAUAUUAAGAAAGAAAGUCAAAUUCGAUUAGCUUUGAUUGAUUUCUUGAGGGGACUUGUUGAGUUCGAUCCUGCAAAACGAUGGUCCCCUUUUCAGGCAUCAAAACACCCUUUUGUAACUGGGGAACCUUUCAUGUGCCCAUUCAAGCCUCCUCCAGAGACCCCUCGUAUACCUGUUGCCCAAAAUAUUAAGGUAGACCAUCACCCAGGUGGAGGGCAUUGGUUUGCUGCUGGUCUCUCUCCUAAUAAUCCUGGAAGGACCAGAGUUUCCUUGCAUAAUAGCCCUCAUUUCCAGGCAGUUCCAUAUGGUCAUGGUGCUAGUUAUGGUAGUGUUGGAAGCCAUGGUAGCUAUAAUGAUGGUAUUGGCCUUGGAAGCAGCUAUGGAAGCUAUGGAGAUAGCAGUAAUAUGUUUGCAUAUUAUUCACCAGUUGCUCCAUCUGGCAUGAACAUGCAUCCACAGGCUGGUCUGUCAAUGCUUGGAAAUAGUCCAGAUGCAAGAUGGAGGUUUAUGCAAUAUUCACAUGGAAAUGGUCUUGGUAUGAGUCCAUCUGCAGGAAAUUUUGCACCACUUCCCCUUGGAACCAGUCCUUCACAGUUUACUCCACCAAGCUCCUACAGUCAAGCUUCAGCUGGUUCUCCUGGACAUUAUGGUCCAACUUCCCCUGCAAGAAGCUGCAGUCAUGGAUCACCUUUAGGAAAAAUGGCUGCAGUCACACAAUUCAAUAGAAGAAAACGUUGGGGGUAUUCUGGAAGUUCUCAAUCUCAGGAGUGUACAUCUUUGUCAAAUUGGCAAGGACAAUCAUCUGAUGGUGCUUGCUCUAACCAAGCUGAGGGAAAUCCUCCAGUACCUGGUAGUUCACCCGCACAUUGGCAGUCAAGCUGGAUGCAGCAACAAGGAGGCAGUGGAAGUACAGCAUGUCCCUCAGCCAUUCAGAGCAUUCCAGGCCCGUUUAAGCCUGUUGCUAAUAUGAAAUGCCCUCAAAGUGCAGGGCCUAUUCAUGAUAAGCCCGAGACUAACCUUUCAUUGCCAGAUCCAGGGGAUUGGGAUCCUAAUUACAGCGAUGAACUUCUUCUGCAAGAGGAUGGUUCAGCUACGAGUUUCUUAAGCUCUGAGUUUAGCAGUAGCAUGCAUCUUGGUUCUGGUGAUCCAAUGGUAGGUGUUGGAAGAUCCAACCAUGCUUCAAAUGCGAGCUCAAGUGCAUUGAACCAAAGACAAAAUGGGCCUAUUCAUGCAUUUUCACAUGUUGACAUGGGCAGCCCUACUUCAGCUCAUGAUUUUCAUGCUGGAUAUGGCCGUUCAAUUUCAAAGCCUUCUUAUUUUACACCUCAUGUCUCACAAAAUUCUCCAAGCCGUUUAGGACAGCUGUUCAGUCAUGGAAGGCUUGCUGUUCGGGGUAGUGAAUGGAAUCCUAUUAUGGUCCAGCCCCCCUCUUCCAGCUUCAGUUCAGGGGGGCAACGUUCUCCAGGAAGCAGUUCAUUGAGCAACAGCAUGCCAUGGGGGCGUAGGGUCAAUUUCAAUAGCAUUCCAUCGCCAUCCCGAGGAAGAAAAGAUCUUGGAAGGAUUGCCUAGUUCUGUAUCAUCUAAAAUCUCCCUGCGAUGGUUUUGUCAUGGAGUGCUGGAAGAAAGUUGUGUGCAAUAGGUCACAUGCUUAGUGGGCUGUUGCUUUGAAAACCCUCAUCCGAGACAUGCUCAUUCAUUGUGCUUGCAUAAAAUAUGAUUGAUGAUUGUGGUUUUUUCUACUCUGAUCAUUAGACAUGCAAUCUUUAUUUUUCUUGGUUCCAACAAUUCCGUGGCCAUGAUACACGCCCCCUAUCUCAGGCUUUCAAACUUACGUGUUUUACUUGUGAUUGCAUUUUAUGCAUGUGAAGGAUUAAACUUAUCAUUGAAGUUCAACUUCAGCUUCUAGGCAGAAUUCAGCUGGGAGUCUGACGUCAAGUGUGUGACUGGAGUAUUGCAUAGGUCACAUAGUUGCCUCUUUAAUUUUCUUGUUCCAAUUGUAAAUUGAGUUUCAUUUACUUGAAUUGUUGUAGGCUGUAAUAUGAAGUUGGUGGUUUGUCAUUUUUUUUCUUAUCCCACCUUUUUAUUUAUUUAUUGUAUUUUAUGAUUUCCAGCUCACUGGCGGUAAACAGUUUGCCAUUGUUGGUGUAUAUUGGAUUUUUAAUAUAAGAUGAUGCUCAGGCUUUGUUUUACUUGACCAAAA